GAGAGAGCAUAUCAGGAGGCAACCGAGAAGGGGAGGGAGAGCGAGGUAGCAGCCAGCGUGACAGAUAAGAGCGUGGCAGAACUUGUCUCCUCGACUGCACCGUUGGGGCUGGGGAAAGAGACAGCAGGUGCACCAGGGUGUCAGGCAAGACUGCUGCCUGCACACACACACACACACACACACACACACACUGACACACACACACACACACACACAUACAUACACGCACACACACUGACAGACAGACAGACAGACAGACAGAGGGACCCCUCUGCCCGCCUGCACCAGAGGAAGUUCAGAGAGAAGACUGACCUUAAGAAGGUACAGUAUUUCCGUGCAUCUAUAGUUUUGGAGUUGUGUCCCCCUCCUUUGCAUCGGAGUCAUUACCAACAAAUCAGCUGCACUCACUUGACGCUCCUCUUUAUUUUCCAGAGGAGCUGUGUGUUUCCGCUCUAGAGGAACUUGCCGUGUGUGUUUACAGCCUGAGGGAGGAUGGACAUGCUGUCAGGAAAAGACAAGGAGCUGAUACGAGGCAGCUGGGAGAGCCUCGGCAAGAACAAAAUUCCUCAUGGUGUCAUCAUGUUUUCCAGGCUGUUUGAGCUGGACCCCACGCUCCUCACUCUGUUCCACUACACCACGAGCUGCGGCUCCACACAAGACUGCCUCGCCAGCCCCGAGUUCCUGGAUCACGUCACCAAGGUGAUGCUUGUGAUCGAUGCAGCGGUCAGCAAUCUGGACGACCUCCCCUCCUUGGAGGACUUUCUGCUCAACCUCGGGAGGAAGCAUCAGGCGGUGGGAGUCCACACGCAGUCUUUUGCUGUGGUGGGUGAGUCCCUGCUGUACAUGCUGCAGUGCAGUCUGGGCCAGGCCUACACGGCGCCGCUGCGUCAAGCCUGGCUCAACAUGUACAGCAUCGUGGUAGCAGCCAUGAGCCGAGGCUGGGCCGAGAACGGGGAGGACAAGGCCGACUGAGGCGCCGCAGCCGGAGCUGCCGAGCUGUCAAACGAAUCAACAUGGUUGCCAUGGAAUAAGGUUGUGUAACUUGCUGCAUUGUGGCUUCGGCCGCUGUACAUUAGCUCUUUGAGCGCCGCAGCGUGGCGAAGCGAAUGUAUGGUGUGGUUACACUUUACAGUUGGAUCCAUUGCAGAGUUUUUUUUCUCCCUUUGCUGCGGAUGUUUAGCGACCCAACGAGUACGGCGGUUCUGAGCCAGCCAGCUUUGGUUCUUCUAAGUGUCGGAAACCGAAAUCUGUGCGCCUCACUCUGAGAGAGCGCAAACGAGGAUACAUACCGGUUGAGUCUCUUUGUAUAUAAUGGCAUUGAUAUAUCUACGCAAAUAACACUGGCUGUAGUGGUCUUUGAUGUAUCUUAAAAGAGUCGCACAAUUGUGAAACACUAGAUAUCCUAUUUAGGCAUCAACUACUCAAACUGUGAUGGUUACUGUGGCCAGCGUGGCAGCUCUCUUUCUAACUGGAACACAGUGAUCCUGUACACGACAUGUUCAAAGUUUUGGGACAAAGCAAUGGAACUAUACGGAAGAAAGUCCUUUCACCUUAAUCCUAAUCAUACUGUGUUUUUUCUAUUACACCUACAUGUGUGUGACACUUUGUUGUCCAACAUUUCUAUUUUCAACAGAUACUGACUAGAACUGUUACAAUCUCUGAUAGGUCUCUUCAGCGAUCUAUGACUGUUAAGGCAUCGAUGUGCACCGUACUCAAAAUGGUGCGCGAUGUGAUUGUUUCAAUAGGCUCCAGCUGUCUGUUAAACUCUAGCUCAUAGACUGUUAACUCUUUACCCUGCAGCCAAGGGCAUCUUUGGGGAAUGAUAACAUCUUUUGUUCCUCGGCCAUCAGCUUCUAGUCUUUGUUAGUGUAAGGUGGUUUUUCUUGUGAUGUAAUCGCUUAUCUUAGUAGUGCUUAUUAACAGUAUUUUAAAUGAAGCAUUACCUCAGCUUUAGAGUGGCUCGUGGUUCUCCAACACGUGGAAGUGGAGCUGGACGUGAAUAUUUAUUUUUGCAUUAUGACACAAGGGGCAAACUGGAUUGAUGGAGAUUGUUUCCUUUUAAUUUGCUCAACACAGAAAAUAAUCAUACAGAUACUUUAUGCUGUCGCUGACCAAUAUGUGUGUGUUAUUAUUAUUGCUGACAUAACACUGUAUGUAUCAUCCUCAGCUGUUGUUGACAUUCAUGGUCAUAACGCCAAGUAACUUAGCAACAGUUGCCAAGUAUUAGGUAAUAACACCAUACAACUGUAAAUCCAAGCUGCUGAUGUGUGGUUAUUAUCGCUUUAGUCCAAGUUUACAUUUACAAAGUUUAUUUUUAUAUCUUGAAAUGUAUGUGUUGUUAAAGAGCAUUGUUUUUUUUGUUUUUCUUCAAACAUAGUUAUAUCCUCCAGAUAUAUUACCUUGUGUGGGUUAUACUUAAUUAAAAUAAUAUAUACAGUUGAUGAUAUAUAUAUAUCAUAAACUUCUAAAUGUCUAGUCCUUACAGAAAAUGAAUAUGAACUGAUUGUGGUGUAUUUAUAGUGGUUCUUGUCUUCGUAUCAGUACACAGCCCUAAGCGGGUAGUUCUUCACAUCUUUGUUUUCAGUUAUCUGACAUUAAGUCCUUUUAUCCGGCAUGGUUGAUAACUGGAAUGUUUUCCUGUAAACAUCCAGCUGUGUACAUAUUGGGUGUGUCACUGUCUACCUCAUCUUAAUCAGCUGCUAUUGAACAGUGAUGACUUCACCUAGUUAUCCUUCAACCAAAAACGCACAAUAUUACUAUUAACUUAAUGCAAGAACGCACUCUUUGUAAACUGGAUUCCACCCUAAACAAAACCUGUUGUGUGCGUAUUUGAGACUAAAUAAAGUGUUCUUCUGUGGAUA
This is a messenger RNA of Pungitius pungitius (ninespine stickleback), 2861 nucleotides long. RefSeq names its product neuroglobin (gene ngb). The coding region runs from base 493 to 972 and encodes 159 amino acids. The transcript has 5 exons. Gene Ontology annotation, biological process: response to hypoxia; oxygen transport. Lineage: Eukaryota; Metazoa; Chordata; Actinopteri; Perciformes; Gasterosteidae. The record is from RefSeq and is a predicted model, not a curated record. Gene Ontology annotation, molecular function: oxygen binding; oxygen carrier activity; heme binding.